AUGGCUUCUUCUUCCGUGCUGCCAAUUGGAGGAGGCGUGGGCGCCGCCGUGCUGACCGGCGGCACAGCUGCCGGCAAGGCUCUUGCUCCCAGGCCGUGCUUCCGCGCCGCUCGCCCGCACGCCGUCAGCGGAGGCCGCCUCCGCGUGCAAACCCCUCCCAGAUCGUCUCCGGCCUCGGACGCGAAGAACAGCGCGGCGGAGACAGCGGGGAAAGCCUCUGGGAAGGCGCAGAAUAUGUCCGAGGGCGCCACGGGCAGCGCCGGCGAUGCUAAGGACAGGGCGGUGGAGGGUGCCAAGAGCGCCGGCGACAGCAUGACGGAAACGGCCAAGGGUGGCGUGAGCAAGGUGGCCGAGACGGCACGGGACCUCGGCGGGAAGGCGAAGCAGACGUCAGAGGAAGCGUGGGACGCGACCAAGGACGCCGCGCAGGACGUCGCAAACAAGGUCGCCGCCGCGGCUAAGGAUCUGAGCUGA
Molecule: messenger RNA, 474 nt
Organism: Lolium rigidum
Lineage: Eukaryota; Viridiplantae; Streptophyta; Magnoliopsida; Poales; Poaceae
Exons: 2
Coding region: 1-474 (157 amino acids)
Source: RefSeq, a predicted model, not a curated record